Paramecium sonneborni is the source of this 1256-nucleotide messenger RNA. NCBI's taxonomy places the organism in Eukaryota, Ciliophora, Oligohymenophorea, Peniculida, Parameciidae. The record is from the annotation of a GenBank genome assembly.
AUGUUUGAAUUUUGUGCUAUUGUAGGUUAUGAUAUUGAUAAAAGUAAUACAAAUACUUAUUAUUUAGAGCCAAAUCUAGAUUUGCUGUUAAAAAAUGAAUAUGAACCAGAAAUAUUAGAAAUAUAUCCUGGUCAUCUUAAAAAGUCUGCAAUGAUUUCACAUUCAGUUUCAUAAUGUUUUUCAUAAGGAUAACCUUCAUUAUAUUCUCAUGAUAAUAAGUUAAUUUAUCCAACAAAAUUGAAUUCAAAGGAUGUAGGAAUAUAAUCUUCUAUUCAUUAAUUUUAAGUUCAGUUGGAUGAUUAGAUUUAUAAGUUUUGCUAUGUGUUAUCAUUUUAUGUAAAAAUGAUUUGAUUUAUUAGGAAUAAGCAUACAUUUAAAAUAUUGAAACUUUAGCUGGUAAGAGAACAAAGAUCAUCACUUGGUCUCCUUAAAUAGAUCUCUCAGCAUUAAUUAAUAGUAAAUAAGUGACAGCUAUUAAAUCAACAUUACUUUCAAAUAAUGCAACUAUAUGCAUAUAUGUAUAAAAAUCUAUUGUGAUUGUUUCCAAUUAAAAUGAGACAGGUUGUGAAGCCACUUUAAUUAAUUUUAUUAAUCAACAAAUGUCAAGUAUAAUAUUAUUCUAUCAAUUAGAGGAUUCAAAUAGAUCAAAUUAUCUAAAUAAAUAAUACAUAUAAACAGUAUCUAAUUCAUAACAAAAUAUUAAACUUUUGAAUGAAUUGUUAACUAUAAACCAAGAAUUAUUUUAAAAUAUUCGCAGAUUACCUAAUUUUUAAUUAGCCUCUCUUAUUGAUUUUUUAAAUAUUUAGCAUUAAGCAUAAAAAUAGUAUACAUUUUACUAAUAUAGAUUAGUUAUUUCGAAUUCCGAUUUUAAUGAAAAUGCAAAUAUUUAAAAUAUUCCAAUAAUGGAUUUCAUAUCUCAUGAAUCAACAUAAGAUGGUCAUUGUAAUAAGAUAAGUCAAGAGUUAUUUCAUUUAUAAGAAAUGCCAAAAGAUGUAUUUUAUAAUCCUCCUGAUAAAAUUAAACUAUUUAGAGAAAGAGUGAGAAAAAGCAAUAAAAAAGCCAAGAAACCAUUGAUUCCUAUUUAACCUUAAUAUUCUAUGGUUAAAUAAAACCAACAACUAUUGAAAGCAAAACCUGUUGUAAGACCAUAAGAAUUUAGUUUUCAUGAGACCACCACCUCAAACGUAAAACCUCAUAGGAAUCAAAUUUUUAAUAGUUUGAACUUUCCCUAAACAAAAACAUUACUUAAAUUAUGA